AUGGUCCUCGCGCAGCCCCAGAACCAGCACGUCACCAAGGCCUUCGACCUGACGGGCAAAGUCGCCGUCGUAACUGGCGGUGCUCGUGGAAUCGGUCUCGAGGUUUCUCGGGGACUGGCCGAAGCCGGUGCUAAUGUUGCUAUAAUCUACAACUCAUCCAAGACGGCCGAUGCUGCCGCCGCCGAGAUCGCGAAUGCGAACAACGUGCGAGCAGCCGCGUACCAGGCCGACGUCACCGACCAGAAACAGAUUGAGACUGUCAUCCAAAGGAUAGCCACGGAUUUUGGAAAACUUGACAUUCUCGUCGCGAACUCCGGCAUUGUUAGCUGCGUUGCCGCCGAAGACUAUACUCCCGGUCAGUGGAGCGAGAUCAUGAAGGUCAACCUCGACGGUGCCUUCUACUCUGCUCAGGCUGCAGCGCGCAUCUUCAAGCAGCAGGGUCAUGGCAACGUUAUCUUUACGGCUUCCGUGAGCGCUACUUUGGUCAAUGUGCCCCAGAAGCAGGCCGCCUACAACGCCUCCAAGGCCGGUGUCGUGCAAAUGGCCAAGUGCUUAUCGGUCGAGUGGGUAGACUUCUGCCGUGUCAACUGCAUCUCCCCAGGUUUCAUCGCGACAGAGAUCCUCGACAUUCACCCCGAGGAAUGGCGUGCCAAGUGGUAUGAUAUGAUUCCUGCCAAGCGCAUGGCGCAAGCCUAUGAGCUGAAGGGGGCCUACGUGUUCUGUGCUUCGGACGCAUCCAGCUACAUGACUGGUGCAGACAUCAUCAUCGACGGUGGUUACACUUUGCCCUGA
Molecule: messenger RNA, 792 nt
Organism: Penicillium cinerascens
Lineage: Eukaryota; Fungi; Ascomycota; Eurotiomycetes; Eurotiales; Aspergillaceae
Product: SDR family oxidoreductase
Exons: 4
Coding region: 1-792 (263 amino acids)
Cellular component (GO): intracellular anatomical structure
Molecular function (GO): oxidoreductase activity, acting on NAD(P)H, oxygen as acceptor
Source: RefSeq, a predicted model, not a curated record